Antrostomus carolinensis (chuck-will's-widow) is the source of this 797-nucleotide messenger RNA. Its product is annotated as 2-oxoglutarate dehydrogenase, mitochondrial-like. Gene Ontology annotation, molecular function: oxoglutarate dehydrogenase (succinyl-transferring) activity; thiamine pyrophosphate binding. The annotation marks the transcript as partial. Gene Ontology annotation, biological process: tricarboxylic acid cycle. NCBI's taxonomy places the organism in Eukaryota, Metazoa, Chordata, Aves, Caprimulgiformes, Caprimulgidae. Gene Ontology annotation, cellular component: oxoglutarate dehydrogenase complex; mitochondrion. The transcript has 6 exons. The record is from RefSeq and is a predicted model, not a curated record.
GUUGUGGGACAAACAUGGUGUUGCUGGAGCUCCCUCACUCACCGGCUACAAACCGGUUUCUGACCUGGCAGGCUUGAGCCGUAUUCUGAAAACCCGUGGGGAAAUGGUGAAGAACCGAACGGUGGACUGGGCCCUGGCAGAGUACAUGGCGUUCGGCUCCCUGCUGAAAGAGGGCAUCCACAUCCGCCUGAGCGGCCAGGAUGUUGAGAGAGGGACAUUCAGCCAUCGCCACCAUGUCCUUCAUGAUCAGAAUGUGGACAAGAGGACCUGUAUCCCCAUGAACCACCUCUGGCCCAACCAGGCUCCUUACACCGUCUGCAACAGCUCUCUGUCGGAGUACGGCGUCCUCGGAUUUGAGCUGGGCUUUGCCAUGGCCAGCCCCAACGCCCUGGUGCUUUGGGAAGCCCAAUUCGGGGACUUCCACAACACCGCUCAGUGCAUAAUCGACCAGUUCAUCUGUCCCGGGCAGGCCAAGUGGGUCAGGCAGAACGGCAUCGUCCUGCUGCUUCCCCACGGCAUGGAGGGCAUGGGUCCUGAGCACUCCUCUGCCCGCCCAGAGCGAUUCUUGCAGAUGUGCAAUGAUGAUCCUGACGUCUUCCCCAAACUGGAUGACUUUGACGUGCGCCAGCUCUACGAGUGCAACUGGAUUGUUGUGAAUUGCUCCACUCCAGCCAACUUCUUCCAUGUCCUCCGGCGCCAGAUUCUCCUGCCCUUCCGCAAACCGCUGAUCAUCUUCACUCCAAAGUCGCUGCUGCGCCACCCCGAAGCCCGCUCCAGCUUUGAUGACAUGCUGCCAG